Molecule: messenger RNA, 657 nt
Organism: Rotaria sp. Silwood1
Lineage: Eukaryota; Metazoa; Rotifera; Eurotatoria; Philodinida; Philodinidae
Source: the annotation of a GenBank genome assembly
AUGGCUACUAAAUACGAUGCAUCAACACUCGAUCGUUAUUUAGACGAAGAUUUAACGUUAAUAAACAAUAAGAAUGUGUGGAAAGAAUAUAAACGUGGCGUACAACAUAAAGACGAUGUGUGCUAUAUUUAUAAACCCUCGGGUGAUUCUAUUUGGUGGAUUAAAUUAGUUGCACAUAUCGAAAAUAGUUCAAUGGCAAAUAUUGAUGAUCUACUCGAUACCAGUCUCAAAGAACGUCAUUCGGAAUGGCAUGAACUUUUUAUUGAUGGUCGAAUAGUGCACAAAAACGAAGAUGGUCGAAGUGAAAUUUGUUAUUUUCAAUAUGCAUCUCCAUCAAUUUUGAUCGCUCCUCGUGACACAUGCUAUAUCAAAAUACGACGAACUCUGCCAAAUGGAUUUAUGCUUAGUUAUCGAUCGGUCGAUCUGCCAGAAGCAAGAGAUACGAGCGGUAAAUUUGUACGAACUAUUUUCAAAGGUGCACAUCUUAUUGAGCAGACAGAUAACAAAGAUAGUUUUCGUUACACAUAUUUACAAUAUGCUGAUGCUGGUGGUCUUAUACCAAAGAUACUUGCUAAUCGACCUCAAUGUGAUAUUAUUCUUAAAGAAAUUGAAGGAAUUCGACGUGCUAUGAAAAAUCCAAUACAUUCUAAUCGAUGA